Messenger RNA from Strongylus vulgaris, 687 nucleotides. NCBI's taxonomy places the organism in Eukaryota, Metazoa, Nematoda, Chromadorea, Rhabditida, Strongylidae. The record is from the annotation of a GenBank genome assembly.
AUGAAGACUAGAAGAUUCGAUCCUACUGAGGGCAACGCACCGCACUCUGAGGAGCCAAUGAAACCUGAAAAACGAGAAGAAACUUCCGCUACAGAUGUGACAUCAGAACCGGGCAAUGAUUACGAAAAAACAACAAAACAAAUGGACAGCAAAAUGGUGGAAGUACCAACAUCAUCCACUUCACUAAUGAAAACAACAGAAGCAGCGAUCACAACUACACUAGCAAUGACAACAAUACUUGAAAAAUCCAGAGAAAGCAGCACCAUAGAGAAGACAUCUAGAACAGCAUCACAGAAAGUGACAACAACAAGAAUAAUACAGGAGCACACGACUCCACCAGCGAUAUAUCAAGAAACAAUAAAAAGUACAGCAGCACAAGAGAAUGCGGCUACUGGAACAACAAAGAAGGAAACGGGGCGAAGAACCACGACAGAGAAAGAAGCAAGAAGAACACAAAUAACGCAGAAAGAGGUUAAAAUUACUACUCUUCCACCGAUCAUUACAACUUCGUUCUACUCAACAAUAACCACCAACACUGCAUUUAUCCCUAUACCUUCGCAAGUACCGAAAACGGAGUCUGUCGUAGAGAGACGAACGACACGCGGGCAUGAAUCAAAAACAAUAAAGCAUUCUACACCGGACAGCAAUUCCACCGAAGAACAAGAGGCUACGAAGGGCGAGGGGUAA